Molecule: messenger RNA, 3520 nt
Organism: Empidonax traillii (willow flycatcher)
Lineage: Eukaryota; Metazoa; Chordata; Aves; Passeriformes; Tyrannidae
Gene: PALB2
Product: partner and localizer of BRCA2
Exons: 9
Biological process (GO): double-strand break repair via homologous recombination
Cellular component (GO): nucleoplasm
Molecular function (GO): DNA binding; protein binding
Source: RefSeq, a predicted model, not a curated record
GCUGAGCUCCAUGUCGGUCCCGGCCCCGCCCGGCCCCGCUUCCGUCGCGUCACCUCCGCCCGCUCCGCCGCUCCUGUUGCCAUGGAGGAGCCGCGGGCAGCGGGGGCCCUGAGCGGCGCCGACAGGGAGAAGCUGCGGGAGAAGCUGGCGCUGCUGAGGCGGGAGUACAGCGAGACCGUCAUCCGGCUGCGGCGGGCGCGGCGAGCCGAGCGAGCCAGGAGCCACGGCCGGCGGGAGCGGAGCCCCUCAGGUCUCCAGUGCUCUGAUCCCGACUGUUCUAAAGAUAAUGCAUCUCCUAGUGCUGACAGAGGUGGACUCCCUCAGUUACAGACUAAAACCUGCUCUGAUGUUGACAUGGAGGAGGCAACAUCUGUCGCAUUUAAACACAUUGCAGAAUUCUCCACUGAUGAUGUUAGCCUGCAGGACAGCUCACGGGCAGAAAGUGUUCAGGCAAACCAGGAAAACCUGUGCUGUGGCACUGUUAGGCCUUUCCUUGAGGAGAAAACAUCCCAAACCUCCAGAGGCAUGAUGAAGCUGAGGAGACGGACAAAGGCUCUGGAAUCGAAGGAAAGGAAGUCAGUGCGUGAUGGGCAUGUAAUCAGCACUGAUGAAACAGUGAAAAAUCAAACUGCCAGUGCAGAGGAGCUUCAGUCACCAGUGUUCAGGCACAGCACCCUCUCGCACACUGAGGAACAUCCUGAAAGGGCAUCCAGACCAGCUCUUGCAAAGGGAGAAGGAAACAGUUUCGCUCCUUGUGAAUUUGAUGCCGCAUCCGGAGUUGUACAGGAGGCGUUUGAGGACAGUGUUGCUGCAGGAGAGCCUGAGCUGUCCCCACAUGUGGUCAGGGACAGCAGUGACAUCGGGCAGCUCAAGUGCCCAUGGGCUAUGACCAUACCUGGCAGCCGUGAGCCAUGUUCACAGGACAGAGACUCUGGUUUACUUGACACCAGAGGUGAUGGAGGAGAAGAAUCCCCCAGUGUAAUAAAACAACUGGAUGGUAAGGUUUUGCAUGAAGAUCAGGGAGAAUUAUGUGGGCUCCUGGAUUUAAUGUCAGAAAAUGAAGUAUUGCCUGAGGACAGAAAUAACUCUGUAACCAAGGAGAGCAAAAGCCAUGAGGGAAAUGAAAGUGGUGCUGAUACCUUAAAUCCCUGUCCUGCAGGUCAUGCUCUGGGCAGUGCUCAAGAACUGUCGGAGAAUCGACAGCUUUUUCCUCCCAAAGAGGUGACGGCUCCCGAGGGCGCGCUGAGCUCGUGCACAGUGGUGGAGGGGCUGCUCUUCCCGGUCGAGUACUAUGUCAGGACAACUCGCCGCAUGUCCAGCUGCCAGAGGAAGGUGGACCUGGAUGCUGUGAUCCUCAGCCAGCUGGGCAGGAGCAAGAAAGGUCAGCGGAGUAAGUGCAUGCAGAAAGAUGCAAACUCAGAUCAGCCCUCCCAAGAGAGAGCUGAGGGUGAUUUAGAGUCAGGGGUCGUGCCGUUCCCUUUUCUUGGGGCAGAAAAGGAUCCAGCAAACUCAAGUAGUUCUGAGAAAUCUCUUCCUGUGUCCAGCAGCAGCAGCAGCAGCACUUCACUUGGAUCCAUUUCUCAGAAAAGCAUCAUUAGCACAAGGCAAGAGCAGAGUCGAUCCCAGAGGAACCGGAAGGGAAGAAGAAGGUUUGCCUGCAAAGCCCCUGUGCAUCCAGUGUCACAGGAGCUUAUAGAGAGUGUGGAUCUCAUAACGGCCAGGGAAGCAAGUGCUCUGCUGCCAAGUGAGAGCCAGAGUGAAAAGGAAAACUGUGAUGCUAACCUUGGAAAGUCAUCCUCAGAUGAGAGCAAGUUGUCUGAUGCUGCAGCAUUGGAGUCUGGAGAGACAGGAGUGACUGAAGCUGCACAGCCAGUGGGUUCUGAUCCUCCUCAGGGAGGGAGCCAAGUGCCGGGCAAAUGCCGUAAAACUGCCUUAGAGCAGGUUCAAAAUCCGCUUCAGAGCAGCGAUGCUGUGAGCCCAGGGAACGAAACUUUUGCCAGGCGCAUGGGAGAUCUGGAAGCCAACUCGCCUGUGUGUCAGGCUGACAAACAUCCAGUGGCGAGUGUGAGGCGCCGGCGAGGAGCCGGAGGGGUGGAGCAGCUCCCUGGGAUCAGCGUCCCCCUGCGCCGCUCCCUGCGCUGCUCGGAGAGACACAGAGCCCUGCAGGGCUCAGCAGGUGGCAGCAGCAGAGAACGCAGCUGUCCCACGGGCUCAGAGGGUCCUGCUGCUCUCAACCUCCCUGCUGCAGACCCCAACACUCGCUGCUCCCUCUUCUCCUUCCGCAGCCCCCAGUGGCUGCUCCCCAGACUGGGCGUCAGGGACUUCCACUUACCAAACGAGGAAUUUGGAGUACUGAAGCUGGAGAAAUUGAAAUCUUGCCCUGUGAAUGACUUGGAGGAUUUUGUUCCAGGUGUGUCUGGGGAUGGGGUGGCUCCACAGGACACACCAAGUGCGCAAAUGAAUCCAGAAGAAAAAAGUGUCAGAAGUAAUUUGGUUUCACCUUCCAAAUCCGGAUUGCCCAAGCUCCUUCACGUGGAAAGCCCAGCUUCCAAGAAGGAGCUUUCCACCCAUGAGUUGCUGUUUACUCCCAUGGGGACUAUCUUAGCUGGGGCUCCCACCCAGCCUGAGUCUCAGAUUUCCUCCUCUGUUUUCCCUGCCGUGGGUGCAACCCCAGGUGUUUUACCUUCAGUGCACAGUGAGGUCUUCCCAUGCCCACCUUCUGUGCCCACCUCACAAGGGACCCUGCCUUCCUGCAGAGGAGCUGCCCAGGUCCUGGGGGAUGGGACACACGAGGACCCUGCCACCCCACUGCUCCUGGACAGCUGUGGUGCAGAGGCUGCCACAAAUGGGGAGGAACGAGGUACAGUGUUGCCUUUAGCAGAUGAAAGAGGUACUGAGAAUAAAUCUGAUCAGGCUGUGGCCUUGGAUGAGCAUCAACAGUCAGAGAGCGAAGAGCAGGGAUCCUGCAGAGCUUCUCCUGAACAGAAAAACGAUGGAGCAGAACAGUUGACUCCAGUGCUGCCAGAUGGCCCCGAAGAAGAGAACUUGCAGCUUGUGUCAGAGCUAAAGGAUUCCUCAGGUUCCUGUGCUGUGGAUGUGAGCACAGUGUGGUGGGAAGCAGCUGGCUGCAGGGAGCUGCGUGUGAUCACUGCUUCCGAGAGCUCUGUGUCCCUGUGGGAACCUCUGGCACCCAACCACUGGGGGAAGGUCUGCACCUGGCAGCUGGGAGAGAUUCCUGUAAUCCAGAUCGUUCCUCUGCCGGACACCUGUAACCUCGUGUGUGUAGCGCUGGGAGAGCUGGAGAUUGGAGAAAUAAGGUUUUGUAUUUAUUUAUUGCUACCACUUUGCCCCCUGACUGGUUGCAGCUUAGCUCUCCUCACUACUACCUUUGUAGUGUCUGAAAUUAUCUUUUUAUUAAUGUGUUACUCUCUCAGUUGCUUUAGCAAUUGGAAAAGGUGCAAGGGAUUUCUAAAAAUCAACUAUAAAGACUUGUUCAUUCACCCCAGAGCUGGCAGACUGA